CGCGCACCUGCCCCCCUCCCAGCGGGCGGGUCGGUGGCGGCGCGCAUGCGCGACGGCGGCUCAGUGCCCGCCUCCCUCAGGUUGGCGGAGGGACGCGGUGCGGCGGCGGAGGUUGGGGCUGGCUGGGCGCAGGGCUUCAUAUGAUGAGGCAUUUAUUAUGGCCAGUGAUCCCUUGGAAGGCUUUCAUGAAGUGAACCUCGCUUCGCCCACCACCCCGGAUCUUCUUGGAGUAAAUGAGCCAGGAACUCAGGACCAAACUACCUCACCCAGUGUUAUUUACCGACCGCAUCCUUCUGUUGUGUCCUCCACACCAAUCCAACCCAAUGCACUGAAUGUUUCCGACCUUCCCACGCAACCUGUUUAUUCAUCUCCCAGACAACUGAAUAGUGGGGAAGUAUCAGGUGUCAGCAUCAAUGUUACCGACGCAGUGCUUUGUUCUACCUCUGGACCCCAGGGUGGGUCAUUCAAUCACAAUAAUUCCAGAAAGGAGAGCAAUAAUGCAGAGAAAGAGUGUUUGCAGGGUGCUACUGUAGCAGAUGUUGCUGAAGGAAAUGAAGAUAUUUUUGGUUUGAGUACAGACAGUUUAUCUCACUUACGGAGCCCAUCUGUACUGGAAGUAAGAGAGAAGGGCUAUGAAAGAUUGAAAGAAGAACUUGCAAAAGCUCAGAGGGAGCUGAAGUUAAAAGAUGAAGAAUGUGAAAGGCUUUCUAAAGUGCGAGAUCAACUUGGACAGGAAUUGGAAGAACUUACAGCUAGUCUGUUUGAGGAAGCACACAAAAUGGUUAAAGAAGCUAAUGUCAAACAAGCUGCAGCAGAAAAACAGUUAAAAGAAGCACAGGGGAAGAUUGAUGUCCUUCAGGCUGAAGUAGCGGCACUGAAAACACUAGUACUGUCUACUUCACCUACAUCUCCAACUAAGGAGUUUCAGUCUGGUGGAAAAACUGCUUUUAAGAAAGGGCACGCAAGAAACAAGAGUACAAGUAGCGCUAUGGGUGGAAGUCAUCAGGACCUUACUAUGAUGCAGCCAAUUGUAAAAGACUGCAAAGAGGCUGACCUAUCUUUGUACAACGAAUUCAGAUCAUGGAAAGAUGAACCUACUAUGGACAGAACAUGCCCAUUCUUGGACAAAAUCUAUCGGGAAGAUAUUUUUCCAUGCUUAACCUUCUCAAAAAGCGAGUUGGCCUCAGCUGUUCUGGAAGCUGUUGAAAACAACACUCUGAGCAUUGAACCUGUUGGCUUGCAACCUGUUCGAUUUGUGAAAGCUUCUGCAGUUGAAUGUGGGGGACCAAAGAAAUGUGCUUUAAGUGGACAAAGCAAGUCGUGCAAGCAUAGAAUCAAAUUAGGAGAUUCAAGCAGUUACUACUAUAUUUCUCCUUUUUGUCGUUACAGGAUAACUUCUGUGUGCAACUUCUUUACGUAUAUUCGAUACAUCCAGCAAGGACUGCUGAAGCAGCAAGAUGUGGAUCAGAUGUUCUGGGAAGUUAUGCAGCUGAGAAGAGAGAUGUCACUAGCGAAGCUUGGCUAUUACAAGGAAGAACUCUAAAUCUUUUUACUCUUGAGCAUGCAUGAACUUCAUGUAAGAUACAUAACUCUAAAAUUGAUGAAUCUUUUUUGUCACUUGAUAUUUAUUUCCACAAAGUGGGUCCAAGAUCUUUCUCCUUUGGCAGAUUGCACUAAGAAGUACUGUGAUUGUUUUAAACUGACCUAUGCUGUAUAUGUGUCCAUAUAAUACCUAGUUGAACAAAUGUGGUAAGCACUUGCAGGUGUCUUAGUGAUUGUAAUUUACAUUUAAAAACAAGACUUCUGAUUAAAUAAACGUUGGUCUGAAGCAGCA
Lagopus muta (rock ptarmigan) is the source of this 1834-nucleotide messenger RNA. RefSeq names its product RAB3A interacting protein (gene RAB3IP). NCBI's taxonomy places the organism in Eukaryota, Metazoa, Chordata, Aves, Galliformes, Phasianidae. Gene Ontology annotation, molecular function: guanyl-nucleotide exchange factor activity. The record is from RefSeq and is a predicted model, not a curated record. Gene Ontology annotation, biological process: exocytosis. Bases 158 to 1543 code for a protein of 461 amino acids. The transcript has 11 exons. Gene Ontology annotation, cellular component: Golgi to plasma membrane transport vesicle.